This is a messenger RNA of Aspergillus versicolor CBS 583.65, 1515 nucleotides long. RefSeq lists its product as uncharacterized. NCBI's taxonomy places the organism in Eukaryota, Fungi, Ascomycota, Eurotiomycetes, Eurotiales, Aspergillaceae. The coding region runs from base 1 to 1515 and encodes 504 amino acids. The record is from RefSeq and is a predicted model, not a curated record. The transcript has 2 exons.
AUGCUGUUUGCCGACUUGCCUGAAGAGCUGCUGUUGUAUAUCUUUGCCACCUACUUUGAUCGAGACUCGCACACCUUACUUCUUAUCGCAACCCUCAACAAGAGAUUCCAUCGCAUAAUAACCCCGAUCUUGUACUCGCAUGUUACGUUGGGCCUAGACGAUGCGGACGAGUCGCGCAAGGUGCGACGGUUCAUCAUGUCCGUGUUCUCCAGACCCUACCUCGCCCAGUGUGUACGGUCGCUUGAACUCAACGAAAUAUCGUGGGUUUCGCAUCAAUCUUUAGCACGCCGCCGCAAGGAGCUAGUUGCGCGAAUGGUGACGGGCAAUGUCCUUGGCCGUCCGGACAGACUGGACACGUUCAAGCUUGUGACUGUGGUGCGGCGACUUCCGAUGCUAGAUAAGAACAAGCUCAAGUGGUGCACGGAGCUGCAGGAGGUCUCGCCGAGCCUGGAUUCCCUUAUUGCCCUUGUCUUCGUGUUUCUCCCCUCGCUGCAAAAGCUGGAGUCCAAUUGGUCUCUGGACCCGGUAUUUAUCUGGCACCUCUUGCCUAAAGCUGAUAUGAAAAAGGUAGAUUCGACGCCCUCGCCCCUUAUUCUUAGGAAUUUGACCCAUCUGAAAGUCAACUCCGAAUCCCCAUGUGGCAACUCCUCUGAAAUACUCCCCCUUUUUCAGAUGCCUGCGCUGACCCACUUCUUCGCCAGCAACUGGGGGCCCAUCAGGCGAGAUGGCCGGGAUGACGGAGUUGAGAUUCAGACUGAGGAUUCAGAUGGCGGCAAAGAGACAACCGCGUCAGCGAUCACGCACCUUGAACUCCGCCACUGCAAUAUUGAUCUUUACAGCUUGGAAACGAUCCUUAAACACUGCAGGUCGGUAAGGACGUUCAUCUUCCAUCGUGACUGGGACCCUCGAAUUCACGUGAGGCUUUCUGGACUUUCCAUCACCAGGGCACUCCGCCCGCACUUGGAAACACUGGAAAACAUUAUGCUUUCCUUCGAGCCUGGAAUUUAUAUCCACCAGGAAGGGGAGAUACAUCCGUUGGACUUUUCUCAAUUCCCUGUACUCACGAACCUUUACAUUGCUGCUGGGUAUCUCAUACACGAUCCAGAGGAUUUUGACUAUGACGAAUUUUCAAAAACCUCCGAUCUGGAGAACCAAGAAGAACCAGGAAUCAAUAACCACCUUGAUGAUCGGCUGCCGGCGUCGCUCGAAGUAUUACGCAUUACAGGAUUUAGCACACCAGAACAGACGCAAUUUCUAAUUGAUAACUGUUGCCAAAUGCUUCAACGUCGUUCUCGGAUCCCACGACUGCGAGAGCUUUCUAUCGAGGCUCCAUUCGACGAUCCCGAUGUUAAUUUUGACACGAUUAAUUUACAACAGGAAGCACGCCGUGCGGACGUACGGUUCCGCAAGAUCAACACCAUGGACUAUUCUAACGAUGAAUAUGAGAUGCUCCCCCUACCAGGAUGUGAUUGGGGCAUGAAUGGCGAGUUUAAGUGGAGCGCGAAGCUUGUUUGA